Molecule: messenger RNA, 1857 nt
Organism: Mandrillus leucophaeus (drill)
Lineage: Eukaryota; Metazoa; Chordata; Mammalia; Primates; Cercopithecidae
Gene: POLR1E
Product: polymerase (RNA) I polypeptide E, 53kDa
Exons: 12
Coding region: 105-1364 (419 amino acids)
Biological process (GO): transcription elongation by RNA polymerase I; nucleolar large rRNA transcription by RNA polymerase I; RNA polymerase I preinitiation complex assembly
Cellular component (GO): RNA polymerase I complex
Molecular function (GO): DNA binding
Source: RefSeq, a predicted model, not a curated record
ACGCCUUUUCCGGCCCGCCGCGCGGCCUAGGCUCCCGCGUGUUUAAAAGCGGGUUUGUGGAUACUGCUGUCUUAAUUGCUGUGCUUGGCGGACAGACAGGCGAGAUGGCGGCGGAGGUGUUGCCGAGUGCGAGGUGGCAGUAUUGUGGGGCGCCCGACGGGAGCCAGAGAGCUGUACUGGUCCAGUUCUCCAACGGGAAGCUACAGAGUCCGGGCAACAUGCGCUUUACCUUGUAUGAGAACAAAGAUUCCACCAACCCCAGGAAGAGGAAUCAACGGAUCCUGGCAGCUGAAACAGAUAGACUUUCCUAUGUGGGAAACAAUUUUGGUACUGGAGCCCUCAAAUGCAACACUUUGUGCAGGCAUUUUGUGGGAAUUUUGAACAAGACCUCUGGCCAAAUGGAAGUAUACGAUGCUGAAUUAUUCAACAUGCAGCCACUGUUUUCAGAUGUAUCAGUUGAGAGUGAACUGGCACUAGACAGUCAGACCAAAACUUACAGAGAAAAGAUGGAUUCUUGUAUUGAAGCCUUUGGUACCACCAAACAGAAGCGAGCUCUGAAUGCCAGGAGAAUGAACAGAGUUGGCAAUGAAUCUUUGAAUCAGGCGGUGGCUAAAGCUGCAGAGACUAUCAUUGAUACGAAGGGUGUGACUGCUCUGGUCAGUGAUGCUAUCCACAAUGACUUGCAAGAUGACUCCCUCUACCUUCCUCCCUGCUAUGAUGAUGCAACCAAGCCUGAAGACGUGUAUAAAUUUGAAGAUCUUCUUUCCCCUGCUGAGUAUGAAGCUCUUCAGAGCCCAUCUGAAGCUUUCAGGAACGUCACAUCAGAAGAAAUACUGAAGAUGAUUGAGGAGAACAGCCAUUGCACCUUUGUGAUAGAAGCGUUGAAGUCUUUGCCAUCAGACAUGGAGAGCCGAGACCGCCAGGCCCGAUGCAUAUGGUUUCUGGAUACCCUCAUCAAAUUUCGAGCUCAGAGGGUAGUUAAGCGGAAAAGUGCCCUGGGACCUGGAGUUCCCCACAUCAUCAACACCAAACUGCUGAAGCACUUUACCUGCUUGACGUACAACAAUGGCAGAUUACGGAACUUAAUUUCGGAUUCUAUGAAGGCGAAGAUUACUGCAUAUGUGAUCAUACUUGCCUUGCACAUACAUGACUUCCAAAUUGACCUGACAAUGUUACAGGGGGACUUGAAGCUCAGUGAGAAAAGGAUGAUGGAGAUAGCCAAAGCCAUGAGGCUGAAGAUCUCCAAAAGAAGGGUGUCUGUGGCCGCCGGCAGUGAAGAAGAUCACAAACUGGGCACCCUGUCCCUCCCACUGCCUCCAGCCCAGACCUCAGACCGCCUGGCAAAGCGGAGGAAGAUUACCUAGAUGCAUACUUUCCAGACAGGGCAUUUUGGCUGCAUCAUAGCCACUGGCUGGUCCUAUUCAUUUCCAUUUUUAUGUUUUAAAAAGGAAAGGUGCAGGGAUGGUGGCUCACACCUGAAAUCCCAGCACUUUGGGAGGCCGAGGCGGGAAGAUCACUUGAGCUCAGAAGUUUGAAACCAGUCUGGGCAACAUAGGGAGACCCCAUCCGUGGGGGGUGGGGGUGGGGGAAUGUCAGGCCUGGUAGUAUGUGCCUGUAAUCCCAGCUACUCGGGAGGCUGAGGCAGGAUGAUUACUUGAGCUUGGGAAAUCGAGGUUGCAGUGAGCUGUGAUUGCGUGGCCACACUCCAGCCUGGGUCACAGAGUGAGACCUUGUCUCAAAAAAGUAAAAUAAGGAAAAAAGAAGCCUUGCUUUGGCACAGGUAUGAAGCCAGAAGCGAGCAUCUCAAUUGUGCUUGUCUUAUGCAGAAAUAUAAAGUGAUGGCCAGGUUGGACUUCA